This is a messenger RNA of Lingula anatina, 3894 nucleotides long. RefSeq names its product protein bark beetle. Lineage: Eukaryota; Metazoa; Brachiopoda; Lingulata; Lingulida; Lingulidae. Gene Ontology annotation, biological process: cell-cell junction maintenance. Gene Ontology annotation, cellular component: membrane. The record is from RefSeq and is a predicted model, not a curated record.
GGAGAGACAUGGAAUCGACCGGAGUUGGAGGGAAAUUCCUCUCCGUCUUUUUCAUAAUUUUCGGGACUCUUUCGGCGAUUUCAAAUGCUUAUACUGUCAUAUAUACCUCGCCUACCACGGAUUUGACGUUACGUUUAUCAGAUCAACCGUUCCACGUCAACAAUUCCAUCCCUGUGCCGCCAGGGGUAACGCUGAAUGUAGAACCUGGCGUUACCGUUAAAUUCGGCCCGGCUGUCGGUGUGCGCGUUGAGGGACGGCUUUUGGCAGUGGGACAACCGGACAAACGUAUACUUUUCACGGCUGCAGACGAACCUAAUGUUGAAAGGGAUGAUAAGCAGCCACCUAUUUGGUUUGAUGGUGCACGAUUGGCCGGGGACUUCACGGAAAGUCAUCAUGGACGCCUGGAACUUUUAUACCAAGGUAGUUUUGGCACCGUUUGUCGGAAUGGCUGGGAUAGCUCCUACUACUACAACAUCAACAACAACAACAGAGUUGUUGCUAGGAUGUUGGGAUAUAAAACAUGUACCAAAGUAUAUAACAGAGGCAGUGGCACUGGAAGUAUUCUUCUGAACAACGUGAGAUGCGAUGGACAUGAGAGCUCCCUCUGGGACUGUCCUCACGAUGGGGUCCGUGUGCACAACUGUUUUCACAGUCAAGACGUGUGGCUGCAGUGUUCAGGUUACUCUGGUUAUCGUGGGAUUGCCAACGAAACUGCCAAGUACUGGUCUGGUAUAGAGCUGGUGACAAACUCUUCUGUGAAAGGAAUAAGUGAUCUCCAAUAUGUCGACAUCGAAUUCGCUGGUCUUCCUAACAUCGGGACGCACUCAAAUGAUACAGCAGCCAUAUCGAUUAGUGGAAUCCCACCUGUGCUUGAUAACCUGAAUAUCACAAAUGUCAUCGGAAAUGGUGUUCUACUCAGAGAUAUAACUGGACAUGCGGCGAUCAACAAUAGUAGCAUUGAGAACAGCAUGGGAAACGGGGUUUCCUUCAGAAGCUAUGGUGGUAACCUGGCACUGGACAAUGUCCAGAUUUCUAAUGCCCAUAAAGCAGGUUUAUAUUACAACAGGACAUUUCCGCUGCCCUCCUAUAAGAUGUGUCAACUGCCGGAAACAACGGUUCCUGAUGGAGAACCGCUCAUAGUCAGCUUUGACAGUACUGACCUUCAUCUGGGGUCAAAGUCUUCCUGUUCUCAGGUGUUUCGAAGUCAAAAACCAGGGUAUAUUUUGGCGGUGCGCGUACUAUAUAUAAGGGCACGUUGGUAUACUCGCCGUAACGUACUGGAUAUAUUUGAUGGAAACAGUUCGUCCUCCCGGCGGCUGGAGAGAGUGUAUACGUACGGUGCCGAGGUAAACAUGCCGUCUCCUCUCUACACUACCGGCGGCUCAGUCUUGCUGUCAUUUUCACGACUAGAUAUUGGCUCUAGCGAACGGUAUCAAGGAAUGUUUACAGUACAGUCCGUUGCCGCUUAUUCAGGUCACCCUACUGGGUUAUCAAUGAAUAGCGUCAAAGUUACAAAGUCUGGAUAUGGCACUUUUAUCGAGAAUCAACUGCAACCAAUUGGCAUAUCAGGGACUCGUGUGGCACAUUCUUCAGAGACAGGUCUGUACGUUGGUAAAGGAUCCGGUACUUUUGUGCUUCAGGACAGCGCCUUUGUGAAUAACAUGAACCAUGUGUACUUUGAACACAUCCAGAGGAAUGUUACCGUGAAGAACAGUGAACUCAUUAUCUCCUCUAACUAUGCUUUGUCUGUUGGCACCACCCCAGUGUGGACAUUAUCAGAUAAAGUCAGCUUCAUUAUUCAAAACAACACCCUGAUGGAUAAUACAUUUGGUAUAUCAGUGCUGCGAGCCAGACAGUGUGCCCUAACAGACAAUGUGUCCGACAGUGUCUUUCACAAUCAAAGCGAAACCGCCCUCAAGUUGGGGUCUGGUUCUGUAUGUGGAACAAACAGACUAAGAACCAUCCAAGUGAAUAAGAAUUAUAUUUCUAAAACAAAAGGAACUGCGGUUUUAUUAAUAGAAACUGACACCCAAAUACUCAACAACACAUCCGAUAAUGACGUGUCCCAAUGUGUUCUUUGUAUUUCUGCCUCCAGUGUAUUUGUGACUGGAAAUAAAUUUAGAAACAACAAUGUAAGAACGGAAAACAAAAGACAUAAGGUUGGUGCUAUCAUGGUCUUGAUAAAAUUUCCGAGUAGUUUCACAUUCACAGACAAUGUUUUCGAAAACCUGUUGGGCGAAUAUCUACUGACCAUUUGGUACGAGAAUUCCGUCCUUAGAACACUAGAUGUGUCACGAAAUUACUGGGGAACACCAAACCCGCAAGAUGUUUACUUGGGGAUUAUUGAUAAUACAAAACGCUACACUCUGAGAACCCAGUUUCUGUACACCCAGUGUACUCUGAGAACCCAGUUUCUGUUCUAUAUCACGUCUGAUCUCUCCAGUUUGUCCCCAGCAACUAUAGAAGUGGACCCAGCCCCAACUCCCCACACACUCGGUGGCCGCAUAUACACCGACCUUACUCUAAAGGACACAGGUAGACCGUACACAGUGACACAUGACCUGAACGUGACAGCCAACGCCACACUUACCAUUGAACCAGGAGUGGUUUUAGAAUUUGAAGAUUCUGUGGGGAUGUACAUUGAAGGAAGACUUAAUGUCAGUGGAACAGAGGGUAAGAAGUGCAUCUUCACGGCCAGGGGAAAGUUGGCUACAACGAAUGUCAUAUAUAAAUCAGAUUUUGGUAAAUUUUCGUUGCUUCGAGGACCCUCGCAAUCAUAUGACGCGGCAUCGUUUUAUGGACUACUUUACGGAGAAGAAAACGGAGAUAAAUUGCCAGUUUGUUAUGAUUCUUCAUUGAGAGGGCCGAUGUUGACAACAUGGUUGGACGGAGAAUGCAGGCGACUUGGGUAUACUUCUCUUAGGCACAUGAGCUCGAUUUCUGAUACGGCUAAACUGGGGUUAAAACUAAAUUGUGCUGGGACGGAAACAGACUUUGAAAAUAAUUGCUUUACAGGUAUGCAAAGAUACAGGUGCACUUCGUUCUUCAGAGUUGUGUGCACCAAGCAUUCGCGAGAGACCACGUGGGCAGGUAUACGAUUAGGUCUGACGGCUCGUCCCAGCUCUAUACAACAUGCGGUGAUGCAGUUUGCUGGAUACUUUGACUCCGGGUCACGUAGAAAAGGUCCUUCUUUACAGGUGGAUUUCAACCGACAUAUUGUAGACAACGUGGUCAUCCUUACCUCUGGGGGAGGCAUUCGACAACUCUAUGUAGAACAAAGUAUGACUAACAUGGUGAUAGCAGACAUAGAUAACAACGCCUUUGAAACAUACACACUGAGUGCAACUCUGAGGGAUUCACGAAGAGAAGACAUAAACUCAUAUGCUGUAUUAUUUCAAUCAGGACAACCCAGUAGGACAAUGACAGCGUACUUUACUCCCUAUAAAGAAGACUGCGGUGUAACAUAUCUGGCCAGUGAAGGCGAUAUGGUCCCAUUCCAUCAAUAUAUAAAUACGCGUACACAAUGCGGUACCUUUACAACCAGGUCAGACCUCAGACUACGGGUUUUUAUCAUCUACCCUGGUUAUCAUGACUUCAAGCUCCUUUUGACAGAUACAGUGAAAAACUGGACAGUAGGUCUGAACUCGUUGGAUUCCGUUAUCACCACCUCUACUAACACGCUACAGUUCCUGAAGGGUUGGAGAAACAGCUGUACUUGGUGCUAUGUAGAUGUUAACGCAAUAGUCAUGGCGGUGAAAGACGACCUUCCACCAUACUAACCAAGUUUAACAUUGGACAAGGUAAUAAUCAGUGGCUCCUCCACAGCAGUACACACACUGGACAAAAGAAGUGUCACCCCUACUGAGCCAAUACUAUGGGGGAGAUAAAUGACUG